Messenger RNA from Rattus norvegicus (Norway rat), 916 nucleotides. The record is from RefSeq and is a predicted model, not a curated record. NCBI's taxonomy places the organism in Eukaryota, Metazoa, Chordata, Mammalia, Rodentia, Muridae.
AUGGGAUUAACCCUGCUCCCAAGAAACCCUCCCCCUAUAAUUCCUCUUGGGGUGCUCCCAAAGCCCAGGGCUGGGAAUGGGACUAAAGUGGCCGGGCUCCCAGCCUCAUCCCUUUGGGCCCCUCCCCAGAAGUGGCUGCCAGUUGGUUGUGCUAGAGAGGGACUGAAUAAGCCCUGUCAUCUCCUCACCUGCCCUUUUUGUCCCCUACAGAUCGAGUUUAACAAGGACCAGCUGGAGGAGUUCAGAGAGGCCUUUGAGCUGUUUGACCGAGUGGGUGAUGGCAAGAUCCUGUACAGCCAGUGUGGGGACCUGAUGCGGGCCCUGGGCCAGAACCCUACCAACGCCGAGGUGCUCAAGGUCCUGGGGAACCCCAAGAGUGAUGAGCUGAAGUCCCGGCGUGUAGACUUUGAGACGUUCCUGCCUAUGCUGCAGGCAGUGGCCAAGCACCGGGACCAAGGCACAUAUGAGGACUACCUAGAGGGGCUGCGUGUGUUUGACAAAGAGGGCAACGGCAAAGUCAUGGGAGCGGAGCUCAGACACGUUCUUACCACUCUCGGAGAGAAGAUGACUGAGGAAGAGGUAGAGACUGUUUUGGCAGGCCACGAGGACAGCAACGGCUGCAUCAACUAUGAGGCCUUCCUGAAGCACAUCCUAAGCCUCUGAGCUCCGCAGCCCCUAGUGCCCUCUAGAGAGGCAACGAUCCCGGUCAACCAGACAAGCGCAGGCAGUGCGUUUCCCCAUCCGACUGUAGCGCAGCCGCCAGCGCUGGACAACUUUCUUUCUACCCCACCCAACUCCACCCCACCCCACGUAGAACCUGCGGGAUCGGAAACUUGCCCCACCUCCUGUGCGGCCAGUAGUGCGUUCCUGCCACUAGGGGGCACUUACGGUUUUGAAAUAAAAACAUGGUUCCUGC